Pocillopora verrucosa is the source of this 2547-nucleotide messenger RNA. Lineage: Eukaryota; Metazoa; Cnidaria; Anthozoa; Scleractinia; Pocilloporidae. The record is from RefSeq and is a predicted model, not a curated record.
GAGAAUUUUCAGAAAUCGUUCCAACCUAUCUAAGCAGGUUAUUAAGGGGAAGACUUCAUACUUGCAGAUCCAAGAAGAGCCAAGAACUAGGACAUAAAUAAUGUUAAUUUAAGAUGAGAGCGAGAGAAGAAUGCCUAAGGAAAGCUUAGAGAAGAAUGAAUUUCAAGGGGUUGAACAUAAACUCCUACCUAACUGACUGAAAGAAUGUCAAGCGUGUCUUGGUUUUCACGCAGCAGCUUGUUUGGAGCACAAUCAGAAGAGAGUUAACAGAAUGAGUAAUGCUGAUUGUGAUGGGAAGGCAACACCACCUUACCAUGAUACCCAAGUUGCUGUUGUUGGUGGAGGAAUGGCUGGGCUGGCGGCAGCAUCAGCUCUGUCAGAGGCUGGUCUUCAAGUUGUCUUAUUGGAAGCAUCUGAUUAUUUUGGUGGAAGAGUGAAGCAAGUUCAGCCAUUUGAAGGAUUUGCUCCAAUUGAUCUUGGUGGAGAGUUUAUCCAUGGAUCAGAUAGUAUCAUAACCAGGACAGCAAAAGAAAAUGGCUGGGUUGUGCAACCAUGCUUCAAAUGUGAGGGAAUGGAGAAAGAAUACAUGUUUUUCUACAAAGAUGAAUUACAUCCACUAUUAAGUAGCCAUCCUGAUAUUCAGAAAGCCUGGAAAGCUUGGGAUGAUAUCAUUUUUCUUUGGGACAAGAUAUCUAAAAGAGAACUCCAUCAAAAUGCAGAAAAUACUGGUUUCUUUGGUACUUUUUCCUGUCGCAGAGAAAUGAGUAUUCAACAGUGGUUGGAGAGACAGAAGUGUAACGAUGAUGUGAUGGCGGUGUUUGAUUCUAUGUAUUGCCAAACAGUAGCUGCUGCACCCAGCCAGAUGGGUCUGUAUGAGUGUGCACGUGAGGAAAAUGCUUGGACAUAUGGCGAUGGGAAUUUCAGGUUGGCGGGAUCGUAUUCUCUGCUUGUGGAGCAUUUCCUAAAGAAGUGUUCUGAAGUCGAGAAACGGCUGUGUUGGCAAGUGACAGAGAUUAAUUGGAAAGGUGAGAAUGGUACGGAUAAAAUAGAAAUGCAGCAUGAGUCGAAAUCAGAUGGACAUGUUUGUCUAAAGAAUCAACUCGGCCAAACUCUAACCGCCAAAUAUGUGAUUAUUACUGUGCCACUGACAGUUCUCAAAGAUGGUGACAUAACCUUCAUUCCGCCUUUGCCAGCGAGCAAAAAAAGAGCCAUAGACGGAAUAAAAAUGAGAGGGGCACUGAAAAUUGUUUGUCGUUUCAAGUCACAAUUCUGGCCGGACAACUUAAACCUAUUAUACAGAGUACGGGGCUUUGUGAGCCAAAUAUGGAUGUACACACGUGACUCGACGGAGAGCACUGAGAAGUGUCAUCUGAUCGCGGGCUUUCAAACGGCUGAGCCCGCAGAGGCGAAAAUUAACCUCAGCGGACAAGAAGUUUUAGAUGGGUUUCUUCAAGAUUUGGAUCACAUAUUUCGAACUGUCUCCAACCCGCACCCUGCUACUGAUUCAUUCAUGGAUUACAUCUAUUACCAUUGGUCCAAACAUCCUUUCAUUCGCGGGGGGUACAGCUCUCCAACAGUUCAUGCGUAUGGCUUGCGCCACGAGCUUGGGCGCCCUGUGGGGGAUCGCCUGUUUUUCGCUGGUGAAGCCACGAGUGUGACUGCCUGUGCUACUGUCCACACUGCCAUGGAAACUGGAUUACGAGCCGCUCGAGAAGUUUGCGGUAUCAGCACUCGUGUUAUCACAGAGUGACUUGUGCCAGAAAAAUGAACAGUCCAUGACUGUUGAAUGAUCGUACGUCCAUAACAAGGGAGAAAGUUGUUGUUUCUUUUACAUUGUUCUCAGUUGGAAAGUUCUGUGUCUUGAAGACUUUGAAAUUGACUCCGUCGUCUAUUUAAAAUUCAAGAAUGGUAUAGGUUUGGAACGAGGUUAGUUACUCGUGAUACGCGUAGUCAUGCUCGCUCGUGGUUAGGCCCUUAUAGAUUGUGCUAGCAUAAUUUUUGGCAUAAUGUAGAAAUACGCGUAUAAUUUUGGCUUUUUUUAAUAAAUGUAGCUCUGUCAGCAUAAUCAGCGUAUUUUAAGUUUUUUUCCUUUUUUGAAGGGAACACUACCAGAGUCAAAACUUAUUUGGUCUUUAAGAUUGAUUAUCUUCAAGUUCCGUUUCAAUGAAUGAGUUGCCAGUAAUCGGAUCCUUGUGUUUGCGCAAAGAUUUCUGGGAUCGCCACGGGGCAAACAUUGCAACUCGCUAUAAAGAAAUGUAUGGCGGCGAAAGGUUGUUUCAACGUCCGAAACAACGAUCAGUUUUGGAGAGAGAUCAAUGCUUUUCCGCCGCAGUUUUAUCAUGAAUGGAUAAAGAUAAUGUUGAUUCGAGAAAACUGUAAGUUUUUGUUAGUAUUUCCACGAAAUAUACCGAUGAACGUCUCUCCUCGUGUCAGGUUUAUUGUGAAAUCGUCAUCGCGUAAUGGUCUUGACAUUUUACAAAGUUAGCCGUUAAUCGCUAUGAGAUAACUCACUUAAGUCUUUUCAAUUGUAUUUAUGUAUGUACAGCC